Messenger RNA from Salarias fasciatus (jewelled blenny), 2304 nucleotides. RefSeq names its product extracellular calcium-sensing receptor-like. The transcript has 10 exons. Gene Ontology annotation, biological process: G protein-coupled receptor signaling pathway. The record is from RefSeq and is a predicted model, not a curated record. Gene Ontology annotation, cellular component: plasma membrane. Gene Ontology annotation, molecular function: G protein-coupled receptor activity. Bases 1 to 2304 code for a protein of 767 amino acids. Lineage: Eukaryota; Metazoa; Chordata; Actinopteri; Blenniiformes; Blenniidae.
AUGUAUGCUAUGCUGUUUGCGGUGGAGGAAAUCAAUCUCAACAGCACAUUAUUACCGGCAGUGAAGCUUGGUUAUCAAGUGUUUGAUACUUGCGGCCGAUACCCCUGGGCUAUGAAAAGCGCACUGACACUAGUCGGAGGAGACACACACGACUGCAUUCCUUUGAUUAUUGGCCCUGCAACAUCAACUGUAAGUAUUAUGCUAUCCAGGAUCCUGGGACCUCUCUCUGUACCGGUUAUCAGUCACUUGGCGACCUGUCCCUGUCUUAGUGACAGAUCCAAGUAUCCAAAUUUCUUCCGAACUAUCCCCAGUGAUAUUUAUCAAGCUCGUGCCAUCGCACAGCUGGCUAUACGUUUCAAAUGGACAUGGAUAGGAGCUGUGCAUAUAAACAAUGCCUAUGGUCAACGAGCCAUGCAGGUAUUUCAGAAGGAAGUUGAGGGUAAAGGAGUCUGUUUGGAGUUCAUCGAAAAAGUCCAUAGAGAAACCAUUGAGACUGAUGCUAAACAAGCUGCACUCACUAUUCAAGCUGCAACUGCAAGGGUGAUUCUCAUCUUUUGCUGGUAUACAGAUGUCAAGAAGGUGUUUAAGGAACUCGCCAAAAUAAAUGUGACUGACAGGCAGUUUGUAGCCAGUGAGGCUUGGAGCACUAGUGAAGAUAUUCUCCAAGAUAUGACUGUCUCCGAGGUUGCUCGUGGUGUUGUAGGAGUGGCCAUUCGGAGUUCAACUAUACCUGGAUUUGGAAAAUAUCUCAGAGGGCUACACCCCAUUCAGAAUCCUGAAGAUGUAUUUUUGAGAGAUUUCUGGGAAAAAGAAUUUGGCUGCACUCAAGAGCCCAGAUCAGAUUCUUUUCAGAAAGCAGCUCUGCCUCCGUGCAGUGGAGCGGAGACUUUGGAGGGAGGGAGGCAUCCUUUUACCGACACCUCUCAGCUGAGAGUGGCGUAUAAUGUUUACCUGGCAGUUUACGCAGCAGCACACGCCCUUCACAGCAUCCUGUCCUGCUCACACGAAGACAGUCCUAAUGAAAACAACACAACACGCUGCUCCUCCCCAGAGCAAAUCAAACCCCGACAGGUGUUGCAGCACUUGAGCAAAGUGAAGGUCACCACCCCACAGGGUGACCUCUUCCAUUUCCAAGGAGCUGACUCUCCAGCCAAGUACGACCUGAUCAACUGGCAGAAAACACCCGAGGGGCCGCUGAAAAUGGUUUUAAUUGGACAUGUUGACGGGUUUGAUUUUCAAUUUAAUGAAUCGGCUGUUCAGUGGAGCGCAGGAUCCAGUCAGGUGCCUGUUUCAGUGUGCAGUGAAAGCUGUCCUCCAGGGACUCGCAGGGCCAACAGGAAGGGAGAACCUGUCUGCUGCUUUGACUGUAUCCCAUGUGCUGAUGGAGAGAUUAGCAAUACAACUGGUUCCUUCCAGUGUGAGCAGUGUACACCUGAUUUCUGGUCCAACGAUGAAAGAACAGUCUGCAUCCGUCAAGAGCUGGACUUUCUUUCCUUUAAUGAGACAUUGGGCGUUACACUCACCACUGCCGCUGUGUCUGGGGCCAUUGUGACCGCAGCUGUGUUUGUGGUUUUUCUGAAGUACCGUCAAACACCGAUGGUACGAGCCAACAACUCAGAGCUGAGCUUCCUGCUGCUCCUGUCUCUCAAACUCUGCUUCCUCUGUUCGUUGGUGUUCAUCGGCCAUCCGUCGGUCUCCUCGUGCCAGUUCCAGCAGGCCGCCUUUGGGAUCAGCUUUGUUCUCUGUAUAUCCUGCCUCCUUGUGAAAACCAUGGUGGUUCUGGCUGUUUUCCGCUCAGCUCGUCCCGGUUCUGAAGCUUUGAUGAAGUGGUUUGGGCUGAGUCAACAGAGGUGGAGCGUAUUCUUCUUUACUGGUGUGCAGGUUCUCAUCUGUGCUCUAUGGCUGUCCCUCAGCCCUCCAAUGCCUCAGCGUGAUCUGGGUUUCCAAGGGUCAAAGGUCACUUUGGAGUGUGCUAUGGACUCUAUGGUGGGCUUCUCUCUGGUCCUGGGGUACAUCGGCCUCUUGGCCUGCACCUGUCUCCUCUUGGCAUUUCUUGCGAGAAAGCUUCCCGACAACUUCAACGAGGCCAAGCUGAUCACCUUCAGCAUGCUGAUUUUCUGCGCCGUCUGGGUGGCCUUUGUUCCCGCUUAUGUCAGCUCUCCUGGGAAAUAUGUUGUUGCUGUUGAAGUCUUUGCAAUCCUGGCCUCCAGCUAUGGGUUACUUCUCUGUAUUUUUGCCCCAAAAUGUUUCAUAAUUCUUCUGAGGCCUGAGAAAAACACAAAGAAAUACCUGAUGGCCAGGUAG